UGAGGUGGAGUGGACUGCGUGGGGCGGUUUGCCGCAGCGAUGAGAAACACUCGUGAAAAACACUCACAGUGUUCACACGCACGCGCACACAGCAUCACCAUGAGUAACUAGUCUGAGUUCAGUCAGUGAGGUUUGAUGUGCAUGUGUGUGCGCGAGCAUCAGGUUCAAUCUGGACUCACGCGCACACGCUCACAUGCGCGUGCACACACAGCUGCGUCCGCGACCAUGCAGGAGGAGGAGGACAGCAGGGAGAACAGACCACCAGCAGUGGCGAGGUCCCCCCACCACAGCCGGCAUCAACCCUGCACCAGUCCUGCCUUGAUGAACACUUCCUGGCAGCUCAGCUACCAAGAAGACAGCCUGCUGCCUUACGACCAGGGAUUCCCACAGCUCCUCGACGAUGUGCACGCUCCUGAGCUCGUGCACGUGUCGGAAAAGAACCUGUCCGAGAUUGAGAAUGUGCACGGAUACGUGUCCCAUUCCCACAUCUCUCCUCUCAAGGCCAGUCCUGCUCCAGCAAUCAUCAACAUAGAAGCCUUGGACUCCAGUCCUUAUGUCAAUGGUACAGAAAUCGAGUACGAGUUUGAAGAAAUCACUCUGGAGAGGGGCAACUCUGGUUUGGGCUUCAGUAUAGCUGGAGGGACUGACAACCCCCACAUUGGGGAUGAUCCAGGAAUCUUCAUCACCAAGGUCAUCCCUGGAGGAGCUGCUGCAGAAGAUGGGCGUCUGAGGGUGAACGACUGCAUCCUGCGGGUGAAUGAAGCAGACGUGUCUGAGGUGUCCCACAGUAAAGCUGUGGAGGCGUUGAAGAUCGCCGGCUCUGUUGUUCGUCUGUAUGUUCGACGUCGCAGACCGAUGGUGGAGACGAUCACCGACAUCAAACUCACCAAAGGACCAAAAGGACUGGGGUUCAGUAUCGCAGGAGGAGUCGGAAACCAGCACAUCCCUGGAGACAACAGCAUUUACGUGACCAAAGUCCUUGAUGGGGGCGCAGCGCAGAGGGAUGGUCGACUGCAGGUUGGAGACAGGUUACUGAUGGUGAACAACUGCAGUCUGGAGGAGCUUUCUCAUGAAGAGGCGGUGGUCAUCCUGAAGAACACGUCAGACGUGGUCCACCUGAAGUGUGGGAAGCCCACCAAUGUCUUCUUGUCAGACUCCUGUGGACCUCCUCAUGUCACACGGUCAGCGUUUCCUCCGGCACUGGAAAACCUCAUCUGCUCCCCCAUCAACAGUGCAACUCUGACUUCCAUCUCUCCAGGAAGCUACUCCCCCAUCACCAAACACAUGCUGGGAGAAGACGACAUGGACAGAAAUCCCUUUCGAGAUGACAGGGAAGGGAACGGCCUGGAUUGCCACUACUUCCAGCUGAGGCCUCCAGAGCCCGUUUACAGCACUGUGAACAAACCCUGUGACAAAGCGCCCUCGCCCCGACUCUCCUCCCCCAGGGAGAGCAGCAGAAGCCUCCUCCACUGUGCCCCCAUCCCUAGCUCUAACCUCAGUCUGUUCCCCGAGCUGGACCUGAGCAGGGAACCCAGGAAGGUCGUCCUCAACAAAGGCUCCACAGGCCUGGGCUUCAACAUCGUGGGAGGGGAAGAUGGCGAGGGCAUCUUCGUGUCCUUCAUCUUAGCAGGAGGACCCGCUGACCUCAAUGGAGAGCUGAGACGAGGCGACCACAUCUUAUCGGUGAACGGCAUCGACCUCCGAGGAGCCACACAUGAGCAAGCGGCAGCAGCUCUGAAAGGAGCCGGUCAGGUGGUCACCAUCGUCGCUCAGUUCAGACCAGAAGAGUACAGCCGUUUUGAAGCCAAAAUCCACGACCUCCGGGAGCAGAUGAUGAACCACAGCAUGAGCUCAGGGUCAGGAUCCCUACGAACCAAUCAGAAGAGGUCCCUCUACGUCAGGGCGCUGUUCGACUACGAAAGGUCCAAAGACAGUGGUCUCCCCAGCCAGGGGCUCAGCUUCAGGUACGGAGACAUCCUCCACGUCAUCAAUGCCUCUGACGAUGAGUGGUGGCAGGCCCGUCGUGUUACUCCGCACGGAGACAGUGAGGAGAUGGGUGUCAUCCCCAGCAAGAAGCGGGUGGAAAGGAGGGAGCGUGCGCGUCUAAAGACGGUGAAAUUCAACGCCAGACCAGGGUUAUGUGAUUCAAAAGGGUCAUUCACUGACAUACAUAAAAAGAAUUUCAUCUUUACGAGAAAGUUCCCAUUCUACAAGAACAGAGAUGAUGAGCUGGACGGCGGUGACUUGCAGCGGAGUCAAGAAGACGUGAUUCUCUCGUAUGAACCUGUGCUGCGACAAGAAAUUACUUAUGCCAGACCUAUCAUUAUCCUUGGACCAAUGAAGGACAGGAUCAAUGACGAUCUGAUCUCCGAGUUCCCGGACAAGUUUGGCUCCUGUGUUCCACAUACCACGAGGUCAAGGAGGAACUACGAGGUGGAUGGGCGAGAUUACCACUUUGUCAUGUCCAGAGAGCAGAUGGAGAAGGACAUCCAAGAACACAAGUUCAUCGAGGCGGGGCAGUACAAUGAUAAUCUGUACGGCACAAGUGUCCAGUCUGUGAGAUUUGUGGCUGAGAGGGGUAAACACUGUAUCCUGGAUGUGUCUGGGAAUGCCAUCAAACGACUACAAGUAGCACAACUCUAUCCAAUUGCAAUCUUCAUAAAACCGAAAUCCAUUGAAUCAUUAAUGGACAUGAAUAAGAGACUGACAGAGGAACAAGCAAGGAAGACUUUUGACAGAUCUUUGAAACUGGAGCAGGAGUUUGGGGAGUUCUUCACAGCACUGGUCCAAGGAGACACUUUAGAGGACAUUUACAACCACUGCAAACAGGUCAUAGAGGAACACUCAGGACCUUAUAUCUGGAUCCCAUCAAAGGAGAAACUUCAAUGACUUCUGAUCCUGGAAGGGAGUCUGGACUUGUAGGAAUGGGCUCCCACACAUGAAAACUGUGUAACAAUAAAUAGGUCUGUAUUUAUACUUCCUGAGAAUAAGAUUUUUUUAUUUUAUUUUCUCUGUUGUUUGGUUACUGUAUCAUUUUCUCAACAUGAAUGUUCCUCAUUAUGAAUGUUUUAAGAAAACAAAGUUCAGUUAAUAUAAGCACUAGGAGUAAAUGGGUUUUCAUUCGGGAGGAAGAGGACAUAAAAACAGCAGAUGUCUUUGCUUUGCAUGCAAAGGAAAGUAGGUUCUUCAACUGUAACACCAACUUUCUCCUUUAACACUGCAAUUAGCAAAUAAACAA
This is a messenger RNA of Cololabis saira (Pacific saury), 3238 nucleotides long. RefSeq names its product discs, large homolog 2 (Drosophila) (gene dlg2). Gene Ontology annotation, biological process: chemical synaptic transmission. Lineage: Eukaryota; Metazoa; Chordata; Actinopteri; Beloniformes; Belonidae. Gene Ontology annotation, molecular function: kinase binding. The record is from RefSeq and is a predicted model, not a curated record. Gene Ontology annotation, cellular component: postsynaptic density membrane; neuron projection; neuromuscular junction. The transcript has 24 exons. The coding region runs from base 136 to 2889 and encodes 917 amino acids.